UGUGUGUCCAUCGCCCAAGGUCCGCAGCUGAGAUCGGGUUGGCCUCUGACGUUGUACCCCAGUGCGUCCGGGCGGAAAUCUUCCACCUACGAGGAUGUCGCCCUGGGGCCCCUGUUUCUCCGAAGACCGUCCCGAUCGAGGCAGGAGUGUGCAGCUCUCGCUGCAGAGCUCCACACCUGCAGGGAGCAGCUCAGGCAGAGGGAGGAGGAGAUCGCCAACCUGAAGGCGGAGAGAAACAACACCAGGCUGCUGCUGGAACAUUUGGAGUUCCUCGUCUCCAGGCACGAGAGAGCUCUUCAAAAAACCAUCAUCGGGCGACAGGUGCAGAGCCAGAUGAAAGAGCUCCUGGCUACCCUGUGCACUCUCAUGGCCAAGCUGGAAGAGGACCUAGACAUCUCAAGGAAAGACCUCAUCCUUUCUGAAGCAAUGAACACCAUAUUACAAAGAGAUGUCCGUGAAGCCAUGGCCCAGAAGGAAGACAUGCAAGACAGGAUCACUACCCUUGAGAAGCGCUGCCUCAGGGCACAGCACAAAGCCACCUCUCUGCACGACCUCAAGGAUAAACUUGAAAACGAGAUCGCAAAGAAGGACUCUCUGCAUCGACAGACUGCGGAUCAAAACCGCCAGUUGCAAGAGCGCCUGGAGGUGGCGGAGCGGAAGCUGCAGCAGACCCCGAGGAAGGCCAAGUCGCUGCCCGAGGUGGAAGCCGAGCCGGCCCAGAGGGUGGCCACCCUCUGCAAGGAUCACCUUCUCCGGAAGAUGGAAGCACUGAGGGCCGUAUUAAAGCGGGCAAGAGUGAGAGGCUCUUCGCGUCACCAUGGGCGGACGCACGUCGGCAGCAUCCCAGCUUCCAGGUUCCGUCUGGCGGACAGCCCCACGGAUGCCAGCAGCACCAGCAGCAGCGCGGUGUUGCGGCGCCACCGGAAAGGCCGUGUGGCCCGUCUGCGACAUGAGCCUUCCAAGUUGCUGCAUUUGGAGGAAGAGUCACAAGGUAGCACGGCAAGGGCACGAUGUGUACCGUCAGCUUCUUCGUCCCAGAGGUCCCUGAGCUUGGACAGGCUGCAGCAAGGGGCACUGCACAAGGCCAGCCACGAGGACAUCAGGGACGCCACAAAAUCCCCAGGCUCUCAGGAUGGCCCCCUGAGCAGCCUCAGCAAAACUAGCAAUAGCCAGGACUCACUGAACAACGCCCCCAAGAAGAAGGGCAUCACAAAAUCCAUCCGCUGGUUGCUCACCAGAAGACAAAAGGUCCACCCCAGCCGCGCUAGCGACGAGCCUGCAUGACCAGUUUACCCACACUGCUUCUACCGAUGGUCUUGCAGCACGCAGAGCCCAGCAGUGACUACAUUUGAAAAUUCAACCAGAUCUUUCAUCUGUUAAUCCUUGUUAUAUGGACCCUGAGAUAUUUCAUUACAGUAUUUAAUUACUGAAAAAUUCGUGAAUAGGAUCGAGAAACUCAUUUAGCAUUUAAUGUUUCGUACAUCUCUGUAAAUUUGUCACUCCCUAUAGAGAGUUCCUUCCUUUCAUGUAUAUCCAGGCUAUAAAUAUCCUUGGGAAUCCAUUGAUGUUCUUAUAUCUCAGUUUAGUCUUUCAAGCGUAUGUACUAUCAUGGUUGUAUGUAUAAAUCCUACGACAAAUACAGGGCUUUUAUAACCUGUG
Molecule: messenger RNA, 1659 nt
Organism: Felis catus (domestic cat)
Lineage: Eukaryota; Metazoa; Chordata; Mammalia; Carnivora; Felidae
Product: liprin-alpha-1-like
Exons: 12
Coding region: 334-1284 (316 amino acids)
Biological process (GO): synapse organization
Cellular component (GO): presynaptic active zone
Source: RefSeq, a predicted model, not a curated record